This is a messenger RNA of Symbiodinium necroappetens, 1794 nucleotides long. The record is from the annotation of a GenBank genome assembly. NCBI's taxonomy places the organism in Eukaryota, Dinophyceae, Suessiales, Symbiodiniaceae.
AUGGAGAGCCGCGCGGGUGGCGCCAGGAGACUUCACCAGCUCAUCCAAAAGUUGAAUGACAAGCCGGUCAGAGAUCAGAUGCAGAUUUGGGCUGAAGAAAGCUCGCAGACGAUGCGGAGCUGGAGGAGCAAUGCUCAGUUUGCAACUUCGGCGCUGAAAGCCCUCACACGGCAGCACCUCACAUCGAUUGCCAUCUUUACUUUGUCACUCAUGACGGACCGAAGUGUUGAGACCAACAUUGUGCACUACACCACUGUGGUAUCGGCACUGGCGAAAAAAUGUUUCUGGGAAGUCGCAUUGAGCGUCGUAGAGAGCUUCCCGCCUGGAAUCUCAGCAAAUUCCUUCACCUUCAACAGCCUGGUCAGUGCUUGUUCCGGUGGCAGCGAAUGGGCUAAAGCAUUGCAUUUAUUCGAAGAAAUGCGAAAUCUUGGAGUCCUGCCUGACAGCAUUACAAAAAAUGUGGUACUAAGUGCGUGUGAGAAGGGCGCUCAGUGGAGCCUGGCCUUGAGCCAAUGCGCUGGACAGUCUGGACAGGUGGACCUGUCUCAAACCACAAUCAGAUUUAAUUCUGCACUGGCAGCACUGCAGGCUUGUCAGAGCUGGAAACUGGCUGUGCUGGGAUUUAACUCGAUGCGAUCGUCUCGUGCUUGCCCAGAUGAGUACUCGUGCAGUACCUGCAUUAACUCUUGCCAACAUUCUUGGCAGUUGGCCGCCAACGGCCUGGAAGCGCUGUUCAGAUCAGGAUUGUGUCCCAACGAUGUUGUUUAUGGCGCCACUCUAAACUCAUGUGAGAAAAACAGUGCCUGGUCUUUGGCGUUGCAGAUGUCGAAUGACAUUCAGACAAGAAGAAGUCUUUCCAAUCAGUACAUCUAUAAUUCUGUCAUAAGUGCGGUGGAGAAGGCAGGGCAAUGGACAUAUGCAGUGGAGCUUUUCGACGAGAUGCCACGCCACACGGCUCACGAUGCGGUCACCUGCACUGUACUGAUACGUGCCUGUGGAACAAGGAGUUGGACCUCGGCCCUGGCAGUUUUGCACGGAAUGUCUGAACGAUCCAUCGUCCCAACCGCUGCGACCUACAAUGCAGUACUGAAGGCGUGCUCCUCCAAUGGCCUGGACACCACCUUGAAAGUUUGGGCCACCAUAAGGGGCCUGAAUCACCCAGAAUUUCCUGAUGUGCUGACCUACAACAUCAUGAUAAGCGCCUGCAGCGAUGAAGGUGCAUGGCAGUUCGGCCUUGAGUUCUUGAGCGAGAUCGCUUGGCAGGGGUUGACAGCUGAUGUUGUUACAUUCAACUCAGCUAUCAGUGCUUGCGAGAAGCUGGGACACUGGCAGGUUGCUCUGGACCUGGUGACAGAGAUGCUCAGCCUCGCCGUGCUUCCUAAUGGUGUGACCUUCAGCGCGGCAAUCAGUGCUACUGUGCAAUCAAGCAAGUGGCAGGAGGCAAUGUACUUGUACAGCAGGCUGGUGCAAACAGAGCUGCCUACUGUGAUUGCUUGCAAUUCCAUGUUGGCAGCUCUGGGGUCUUCCAGCCAGUGGCAACGUUCUUUGAAGUUUUUGUGCAGCAUGCCCGAGUAUGAUCUGCAGGCUGACACUAUUACAUAUAGUGAGGUGUUGACAGCCUGCCAAAGAAGUCUGCAAUGGCAGCACGUGUUGGAGGUUGUCCAGCUACUGCAAGGCCAUUGUGCUUUAGAUGCCCAAGUUUGUGCAUCGGCCAUCGGUGCUUGUGCGUUGAGUGCGCAAGCAGAAGAUGCAGUCCGUCUUCUUGAAACUUUGUCUCAGACCGUGUGCCUCUGA